AUGGGCAACUUGGACGGCAAGGAGGUCGCCCGGCGGGAGUGUGACUCCAGGGAGCAGAGGAAGCCAGCGACCCACCCGCCCCCUGCCCUACCCUGCUGCUGUGGGACCCCUUGCCAGCCACGAACGGGGCUUCUUUUGCCCAGGCUCGUCGUGCGUCAGGCCCUCUGCCAGGGACCCUCCGCCUGCAAGAAGUUGGGGGAGGACAGCCCGACCCUCACCACGAUGGGUGGUGCCCAGAGUACAGAUACGCGGCGUGGCAGCAAACCUAGGGGAAGCCCGAAGGGGCCGGCGGCCGAGGCGUGGGAGCAGGAUCCAGGCCAGGCGGACGCCUUCCCGGGCCGGGACAUUCCCGGGAGGCGGGGCGUCAUCCUGCCGCCGGCCUGCUUGGCCCUCCCCGCCCUCCCGCCAGCCUCCAACGGACGCGGCGGGGGUGGCGAAGGAGGCGGGGCGCCGAGCCUCCCCGGCGGGAUAAAAGGGCUGCUGCUGCUGCUGUCGGGCUCCAUCCUCGGCGGCACCACCGGGGACUCCCAACUGCCAAGAAGGCUGCCAGAGCAACCGACGACCACGUGGCCCUCCGGAGCAGCAGCUCUGCCCUCCCGCCCAGGUGAGCUCUGUCCGCCCGCACGCCCGCCCUCCCCGACGGCUCCUGGGCUCUCUCGGGCGGCUCAGUUUCCUCGGCAGCGGCAGCUUGUCGGCUCCUCUGAGCGCCGGCUUCUUUGCUCUCGCCCCCCACCACAGGAUGGCGACCAUGAUGGUGAUGUUCAUCAGGCCUCUGGCCAGUUCCUCCACCAGCCUCAACAACAGCAUCUCCAACUUGAUCCAGCAGCUGCUGCUCGGGGAAGGUGGCGGCAUGUUGGUGGACCUCCCAGCCGUACCACUGGACUACCUCGCCUGGGACAGGUUUACGGAGGACAUCGGGGAGACGCUCUCCGAGAAAUACAGAUGAGCCCCCCCGCACCCGCCCACCGCCCUCCGGGCUGCUGGCUCCCCGCCGCUCCCGGGAGUCGCCGCUGCCGUCGGGGUGCCGCCGCGCGCUUUGCGCUCUUGUGCGGUGAAACUGACAGCGAGCAGCAAUAAAGAGCCUGAACCGCU
Molecule: messenger RNA, 1092 nt
Organism: Hemicordylus capensis (graceful crag lizard)
Lineage: Eukaryota; Metazoa; Chordata; Lepidosauria; Squamata; Cordylidae
Product: collagen alpha-1(I) chain-like
Exons: 4
Coding region: 1-1077 (358 amino acids)
Source: RefSeq, a predicted model, not a curated record